Molecule: messenger RNA, 1871 nt
Organism: Cervus elaphus (red deer)
Lineage: Eukaryota; Metazoa; Chordata; Mammalia; Artiodactyla; Cervidae
Gene: JUN
Product: Jun proto-oncogene, AP-1 transcription factor subunit
Exons: 1
Coding region: 112-1107 (331 amino acids)
Biological process (GO): regulation of transcription by RNA polymerase II; regulation of cell population proliferation; regulation of cell cycle
Cellular component (GO): transcription regulator complex
Molecular function (GO): transcription factor binding; DNA-binding transcription factor activity, RNA polymerase II-specific; RNA polymerase II cis-regulatory region sequence-specific DNA binding
Source: RefSeq, a predicted model, not a curated record
GCUUACCGCCCGAGGAGGCGCGGGUGUCCCCCGCUUGCCAGCGCGCUGUUGCGGCCCCGAAACUUCUGCGCGCAGCCUAAACUAAGCCCACGCGAAGUGACGGACUGUUCUAUGACUGCAAAGAUGGAAACGACCUUCUACGACGAUGCCCUCAACGCCUCGUUCCUCCAGUCUGAGAGCGGCGCCUACGGCUACAGUAACCCCAAGAUUCUGAAGCAGAGCAUGACCCUGAAUCUGGCCGACCCGGUGGGCAGCCUGAAGCCGCACCUCCGGGCCAAGAACUCCGACCUCCUCACCUCGCCCGACGUGGGGCUUCUCAAGCUGGCGUCGCCCGAGCUGGAGCGCCUGAUCAUACAGUCCAGCAACGGGCAUAUCACCACCACGCCGACCCCCACCCAGUUCCUGUGCCCCAAGAACGUGACGGACGAGCAGGAGGGAUUCGCCGAGGGCUUCGUGCGCGCCCUGGCCGAACUGCACAGCCAGAACACGCUGCCCAGCGUCACGUCGGCGGCGCAGCCGGUCAGCGGGGCGGGCCUGGUGGCCUCGGUGGCGGGUGGCAGCGGCAGCGGCGGCUUCAGCGCCAGCCUGCACAGCGAGCCGCCGGUCUACGCCAACCUCAGCAACUUCAACCCCGGCGCGCUGAGCAGCGGCGGCGGGGCGCCCUCCUACGGCGCGGCCGGCCUGGCCUUUCCCGCGCAGCCCCAGCAGCAGCAGCAGCAACCGCCGCAGCCGCCACACCACCUGCCCCAGCAGAUCCCGGUGCAGCACCCGCGGCUGCAGGCCCUGAAGGAGGAGCCGCAGACGGUGCCCGAGAUGCCCGGGGAAACGCCGCCCCUGUCCCCCAUCGACAUGGAGUCCCAGGAGCGGAUCAAGGCGGAGAGGAAGCGCAUGAGGAACCGCAUCGCUGCCUCCAAGUGCCGGAAAAGGAAGCUGGAGAGGAUCGCGCGGCUGGAGGAAAAAGUGAAAACCUUGAAAGCGCAGAACUCGGAGCUGGCGUCCACGGCCAAUAUGCUCAGGGAACAGGUGGCCCAGCUUAAACAGAAAGUCAUGAACCACGUUAACAGCGGGUGCCAACUCAUGCUAACGCAGCAGUUGCAAACGUUUUGAGGCGAGACUGUCGGGGGCUGAGGGGCAACGGAGAAAAAUUAUAAAUAACACAGAGAGACAGAUUUGAGAACUUGACAAGUUGCGAGAGAGAAACAGAGAAAAAAAAAAGUGUCCGAGGACUAAAGCCAAGGGUAUCCAAGUUGGACUGGGUUGCGUCCUGACGGCGCCCCCGGUGUGCACGAGUGGGAAGGACUUGGCGCGCCCUCCCUUGGCAAGGAGCCAGGGAGCGGCCGCUCGCGGGCUGCCCCGCUUUGCGGAGGGGCUGUCCCCGCGCAAACAGAACGUUAGACUUUUCUUUAACAUUGACCAAGAACUGCAUGGACCUAACAUUCGAUCUCAUUCAGUAUUAAAGGGGUGGGGUGGGGGAGGGGGUUGCAAACUGCAAUAGAGACUGUAGAUCGCUUCUGUAGUACUCCUUAAGAACACAAAGGGGGUGGGGGAGGGGAGGCGGGAGGGAGGUUUGUGAGAGCGAGGCGCAGCCUGCAGAUGAGCUCUUUCUGGCCUGCCUUCCGUAACUGUGUAUGUACAUAUAUAUAUUUUUUAAUUUGAUGAAAGCUGAUUACUGUCAAUAAACAGCUUCAUGCCUUUGUAAGUUAUUUCAUGUUUGUUUGUUUGGGUGUCCUGCCCAGCCUUGUUUGUAAAUAAGAGAUUUGGAGCACUCUGAGUUUACCAUUUGUAAUAAAGUAUAUAAUUUUUUUAUGUUUUGUUUCUGAAAAUUCCAGAAAGGAUAUUUAAGAAAAUACAAUAAAAUAUUGAAAAAGUUA